This is a messenger RNA of Diuraphis noxia (Russian wheat aphid), 1544 nucleotides long. It is a transcript of the gene cbc, whose product is annotated as protein CLP1 homolog. Gene Ontology annotation, molecular function: polynucleotide 5'-hydroxyl-kinase activity. Gene Ontology annotation, biological process: tRNA splicing, via endonucleolytic cleavage and ligation; mRNA 3'-end processing. The record is from RefSeq and is a predicted model, not a curated record. NCBI's taxonomy places the organism in Eukaryota, Metazoa, Arthropoda, Insecta, Hemiptera, Aphididae. Gene Ontology annotation, cellular component: nucleus; mRNA cleavage factor complex.
UUGCGGUGUUUACGUGGCAAGGAUGUUCAUUAAAAUUACGAGGAAAAAAAGGAAUUAGUUAUAUAUCCAAAGAGACACCAAUGAUGUUUUAUUUAAAUUGYCAUGCAUCAUUAGAACAACUACGAGUAAAAUCAGAUAUUGAAAAGACAAGAGGUCCUGUUACAAUGGUGGUUGGUCCGACUGAUGUGGGUAAAUCUACUCUUUGUAGAAUACUACUGAACUAUAGUGCACGAAUGAAUUCUCUUGGACGUAGACCCAUAUAUGUUGAUUUGGACCCGGGUCAGGGACAGAUAUCAGUUCCAGGAACCAUUGGAGCAGUCAUGGUAGAAAGGCCAGCUGAAGUAGAAGAAAGUUUUUCCCAAGCAGCUCCACUAGUCUAUCACUAUGGACAUACAAAUAUGAGUGUUAACUCAACUUUGUACAACACUUUAAUAUCUCGUAUGGCAGAAGUCAUUCAUCAACGAAUGGAUGAAAAUCCUAGAAUUAAAUGUUCUGGAUUAAUAAUUAACACAUGUGGUUGGGUAAAAGGCAAAGGUUACCAGCAUUUGACUCACAUUGCACUAGCUUUUGAAGUUGAUGUUAUUCUUGUACUCGAUCAAGAACGAUUAUACAAUGAACUAGUGAGAGAUAUGCCUGUAUUUGUUAAAGUUAUUCUUUUACCAAAAAGUGGUGGAGUAGUUGAAAGGAGUGUUAAGUUUAGAUUGGAAGGAAGAGAGGCACGUAUUCGAGAAUACUUUUAUGGUAGUCCUAAGAAUGUACUACAUCCACACACCUGUGAAGUAAGGUUUUCUGACAUAAAAGUGUAUAGAAUUGGAGCGCCACCUAUUCCAAAUACAUUGAUGCCAUUAGACAUGCAAAAAACUGAUUUAGAGACAAAACUUGAACCUGUUACUCCUGGGCCAAAUAUGAUGCACCACGUGUUAGCUUUGAGUUUUAGUACAAUGGUAGAAGAAGACGUUGUUAGGACUAGUGUUGCUGGUUUUGUUUGUGUAACAAAUGUUGAYACCUCACGACAAAUGUUAACUCUAUUGUCACCUCAACCAAAACCUCUGCCUGAAACAAUUUACCUCAUGUCAGAUGUACAGUUCAUGGACAACAAUGCUUGAAGCUAUGUGAUUGAAUUGAGCUGAAAAAAUAUUUUGUGUGUUAAUAUAGAUACUGUUAAUAAUUAUUUUUUUAAUACAUUAUAUAUUUUUCUUUGACUAAGAAUAAUCAAUAAAUCUCAGUGURUGUAAUAUAAUUAUAUUUAUGUUAGAUGUAAUUCACAUACUGAAGUUUAAUAUUUUAUUAAUAUUAAAAGGACUUAUUUAUAAAUAAUAUGGAUAAUUGCACUUGUCAUUAGUGUAAUUACCUAUUUUCUGAGAUAAAUUUUGGUAACCUACAAGUACCCACGCUAAUGUGGAAAAAUACUAUUUUUAAUUAUUUCAAGUAAUAUAAUAUUAUUGUUGUCAUUAAUAAAUGAUGUAAAUCCAUAAAAUAAGUUUACUUAUUUUUCCUACUAUUUAUAUUUAAUUGAGCGAUAAAAUUGUUUGUGAAUUUAUUUU